AUGAGAUAUUCACUGUGUCCUCAAUGGCUGAACCAUGGUUACUACCUGGGACUAGAUGAGAUAUACACUGUGUCCUCAGUGGCUGAACAUGGUUACUACCUGGGACUAGAUGAGAUAUACACUGUGUCCUCAGAGGCUGAACAUGGUUACUACCUGGGACUAGAUGAGAUAUUCACUGUGUCCUCAGAGGCUGAACAUGGUUACGACCUGGGACUAGAUGAGAUAUUCACUGUGUCCUCAGAGGCUGAACAUAGGAACAUGGAACAUGGUUACGACCUGGGACUAGAUGAGAUAUUCACUGUGUCCUCAGAGGCUGAACAUGGUUACGACCUGGGACUAGAUGAGAUAUUCACUGUGUCCUCAAAGGCUGAACAUGGUUACUACCUGGGACUAGAUGAUAUAUUCACUGUGUCCUUUAAGGCUGAACAUGGUGCUGUAUUCCUGGUCAGCGUCCAGGGCAUUGUGGGUAACCUGCUGUUCUGUGGUGCUGUAUUCCUGCCUGCUGUUCUGUAUGUGUUGUCUGUAGGUGCUGUAUUCCUGGUCAGCGUCCAGGGCAUUGCUGUGAACCUGGAUCCAGUCUUCAGUACAUGGAUCCUCCACCAGCCUCAGAAGAGGAGCAGCCGGCAACAGGCUGCGGUGCCGGUUCCCGUGUCCAUGUCCAAGCGGAGGGAGGACGAGGUGUCUGUGGGGAGCAUGCCAUUCGCCAAGCAGCCAUCCAAUCAGGCCUCGGACUACGCCAGCAGCCCGGUCAAGACCAAGACUGUCACAGAGUCCCGUCCUCUGUCCAUCCCUAUGAAGGUGAUGUCUUCCUCUCCAGAGACCUGGACCACCCCAGAGGAACGUAUGAAGGAGCUGAUCUCUCACGUCUGGGACGCCGUCAAACGACUCACACUACAGUUGGAUCUUCAGUCAUGCUGUGUGUUCCUCCCCAACGACAGCCUCCCCUCUCCCAGCACCAUUAUCUGUGGAGAUCCCGGUACUGUCCGUAGCUGGUACCACAACCAGGCCACCAUGCCUGGGACUCUGGUAGUCUGCCUGCCCCAUAUCACUGUGCUCUCUGCUGGACACAAAUACAUGGAGCCCCUGCAGGACCUCCCCUUCAUGGUGUCCAGGCCCAUACUGGAGGAAGGUGAUGCCUUCCCGUGGACCAUAACCCUGAGCCAGUUCAGUGUGUACACCCUGUUGGGUCAGCAGCGGUCUCUGAGUCUCCUGGAGCCGAUGGGCUGUACCUCCACCCUGGCCGUCACCUCCCACAAGCUGCAGGCCGUGGGCCCCGAAGGACGCCACGCCUUUAUCGUCUGUCUGCACGUUGACCUGGAACCUCUGAACGUCAAGGUCUCUAACCCCCAGGUCCAGUUGCUGUAUGAGUUGUUCCUGUCCUGGAGUUCAACGUGGGCCCGUCUGGAGAAGAGGGGAGUCCUGCGUCAGACCUCCACGAUCCCAGACCCCCCCACUGGGCCGGCCCCCUCCUCCCCCGUCCGCUCCAGCACCGCUCUCCCAGACACCAGCACCUGCUCCCCCUCCGCUGAUUUUGGAUCCCCCACCGAGGGUGACUCUGUUCCAGCGGGUGAUGACUCUCCGUUCUCCGACGCGGUGACCCUGGAGCAGAAGACCAGCAGUAUAGAGGGCGCCAGUGGGAAGGUCAGCCUAUGGAUGCAGUGGAUGCUGACUAAGGUUACCGUCAAGCUGUUCGCUCCCGACCCCAACGCCAAAAACACAGAGAUCUGUGUGAUCAGUGAGGCUGAGGAUCUCAGUGCGUCAGUAGAUGUUCAGGAUGUUUACACCAAGAUCAAAUGUAAAGUGGGCAGCUUCAACAUGGACCAGUACCAGACCAGGCCUGGUGAGGGCUGCUGGGUCCGUCGUGAAGGAGUCGUCCUACAGGCCAAGGACACGUCUGUGACAGCAGCCAAGGUCCUGGAGGUUUCCUCCCACCAGCAGCACGGAUUCCUGUCCAUCACAUACACCCAGGCGGUCACCAGAAACGUCCGCCACAAGUUGACCACGCGGCUGGAACGACCGGAUCCUCGCGGGACCCAGCGGCUGACGGAGGGCCCGGCUGACGGGUCUCCCCACUACCUGAGAGAGAUCCUGCUGACCGCCCAACCUUUUGACCUUGUCCUCUCCUGUCCCUUACUGGCCACCGUAGCCGGGGUGUUCCACGCCUCGCUGCCACGACGAUACCGGGACCUCGGCAAAACGGCGGGCCAGCCGAUGAGAAGUCACGCCCUGACGUCGCGCAGCCUGCCGCUGAUAUAUGUCAACACAUCAGUGAUCAGGGUGUUUUGUCCCUGGAACCCGGACGGACAGGACAGACACACAGAACCCCAGCUGAGGAGAGAGAGAGAGGACACUCUGGUACUGAAGAUAGGAUCUGUCAGCGUGGCCCCUCAGGCAGAUAACCCUCUGACCAGAACCGUGCUGCGCAAGGACAUCUACCAGAGAGCGUUGAACCUGGGCAUCCUGCGCGACCCGGGGUCAGAGGUGGAGGACCGUCAGUACCAGCUGGAUCUGCAGUCCAUCAACAUCGGUACCGCCCAAUGGGAGCAGCUCAAACCAGAGAAGGAGGGGUCUAAGGGGGGCGUGUCCACCGAGACAGAGAGGAACUCACAGAACCCUGCCCUGGAAUGGAACAUGGCCAGCAGUAUCAGGAGACACCAGGAGAGGAGAGCCAUCCUCACCCCCAUCCUGACGGACUUCUCUGUCAGAGUGACAGCAGCACCUGCCAUCAUAUUCAGCAAGCCCAGAUCCCCUGACAACAGACAAGUGGAGGAGGUGCUGGUGUGUGGUCACUCCCUGGAGGUGAAUGUAACAUCCAGUCUGCAGUUCUUCCUCAGUGUGGCCCAGGUCCACCUGCUGCAGCUACUGUUCCGAGCCAACAUGGUGGAGGGACCUGCCCCAGAGACCAGCCAGGUGCAGCGUGGGGAGCAGCAGUGUAGUUCCUCGGCGGGGUCUUGCGGUGUGGACUCGUCGUCCAGUCGCAGCGGCGUCCAGGACAGUGGGUUCGGCAGCGACAGCGCCAGGAUCCGUAUCGUCCAGAUGGAGCAGCAGAGUGGAGGCUCCCACCACCUCAUCGCUAGACCCUCCAGGAAGUCCACCGUCGUCAAGAACCUCUCCUUCGUCCCCUUCGACGUCUUCCUGACCGCGAGUAAACUCUCUCUCAUGACCUACGCCUGCUCCACUCUAGCCAAGACCCCCCCCGCCUCGCCAGAGAAGAAGGAUGGAGACGGGACGACAGGGAAGAGUUCCCUGAACCAGCCAGACACCAUCCCUACCUCCUCCUCCUCCCCCAACCCAGGCCCUCCUACCCUGGUCCCUCUGUCAGGCCUGACAGCAGAGGACCUCCUGAACAGUAAACCGUUCCCAGGAGCCCCGCGGUUCCCUCCUCUCCCUGGACUCCUGUCCGCCCCCAGCCGCUCCUCGGCCCGCCAGGCCCUGGGGGUCACCAUCGUGAGGCAGCCUGGGAGGAGAGGGGCUGGAGACCGGGUCCUGGAGCCUCUACUGUACCUCCAGGUGGUCCAGCCGUCGGCCCUGCUCAGCUGUCACCACCGUAAACAGAGGAUGGACGUGUCUGUGUUCGAUGUGUCUCUGAGGGGAGUCUCCUCUGACUAUAAGUGUCUGGAUCCAGGGAAGUCUCUCCCAGAGGUAUUAGACUACAGUGUGUUGUGGGUCCAGACAGUAUCAGGAGAGUCUGACAGUCAGACAGGUGUUCCUCCUCCUCUGGCCUGUCUGCAGAUCAGAGACUUCCUCAGUGGACCAGCGGAGCUGAACGUGGAGCUGUCCCGGCCCCUGAAGGUGAACCCUACGCUGGUGAAACUGGAGCAGACCAAGGCCUACCUGAAGAGGGUUCUACCUCAUCACUACUGGGAGUCUCCCAAACCCCCCUCUACCCCUCAUUCCUCCCCCAGUAGGACCUCAUCCUCCUCUCCCCAUCGUCCCGACCCCUCCCACCUCAGCUCCCUAAGAUCCCUGGCACCCUUCCACAAGGUGUCCCUCCGCACCGCCCAGAUCGUGGUUGUCAUGGAGACCGAGUCGCACCCUGCCCGGCCCAGCCUGACCUGGUCGGUGUCGGCUAUGAAGGGUACCAUGAACAUGAAGACUGGGCCCAAGUUAGACGACCCGGUCCAGUCAGUCUCAGUGCUGUUGGAGCUGCAGGAUAUCCUGUUGAGGACGGGUCUGAAGGAUCGGAGCCGUCUGCUGCUGGGGCCUUUCUCCUGUAGCGCCGCCCUAGAGGCCAGGUGGUGUAGGCACAGCAGCAGUCCUGAACCUGAGACUGGGACCCCUAAACUACUGCUGGACCUGAAGGGAGGCCUACUGCAGGUGUUCUGGGGCCAGGAGCAUGUAAAUUGUCUGCGGCUGGUGUAUGAACACCUGCAGGCCUACCUCCAGAGGAACCAGGGAUCUGGGUCUGGGUCUGGGUCUGGGACUGGGACUGGGACAGGGUCUGGGACUGGGUCUGGGACUGAAGAGGAAAAGCCCCCCUUUGACACCCAGUCACCCCCCUCCCCUGAAUCCCCCUCCCCCAGGACAGAACACAGCUCUGAUGACCUCCGCACCGGGCUGUUCCAGUACAUACAGAACUCAGCCUAUCAGAAACUACCUGGUCCAUAUGAGGUUGUGUUCUAUAACGAAACAGACGACAGUCCCGGCGUCAUGCUGUGGCGUUACCCAGAAUCCCGUGUGUUGACCUUCGUACGCAUCACUCCAGUCCCCUUCAACACCACCGAGGACCCCGAGAUCAGCACCGCAGACCUGGGAGACAGACUGAAGGUGCCGUGCAGCCUGGAGUAUUGGGACGAGCUCCAGCACGCCUUCGUCCCCUACCGAGAGUUCAGCCUAUCAGAGAGUAGCGCUUGCGAGCUGACCCUGCCCAGCCUGACGCUGACCAAUGAGCAGAAGGAUCUGGUGACCUCUGACCUGUGGAGGAUCGUCCUCAACAACAACCCAGACGGAGGAGACGAACAGAGUUCUGACAGUGAGUCAGGUUCUCAGCAGGGUUCCUCGGGGUCCCAGCUUCUGCCCUGUGACCAGCUGGUGUCCCCCACGGCGCUGGCAGCUUGUACCCGUGUCGACUCCUGCUUCGCCCCCUGGUCCGUGCCCUCCCUGGGCGUGUCUCUCACCCUGGCACAGAUACAGCUGCACCUCUACCACCAUUUGGAGCAGCUGGGCACAGCGCCGUCACGUCGACUCCGCCCCUUCCUGCCGGACAGGAAGUUGCCCCAGGAGCAAGAGUACCUGGUCAUCGGGGCACAGGAGCCGCGGCUGUUCCUCCGCCAGUGGAGUGGCGGCGGUAACGUCAGCGCCACCCGGCUCUGCCAGGAGAUCCAGUUCUCCACCGAGCUGGACUGCAGACUGUUGGAGUACCGGAACUUGACUUGGCUCUGCCUGCUGCAGCCGUUCAUACUGCAGGGUCAGGCUGCGGUCACACGCUGCUCCAACAACGUCCUCCUGGACGGGAACGUCUUCGUAGACCCGGUCUUCAUCAACAUCAGCCAGAACACCGUACACAGUCUGGAUACAGCCCUACGGGGCUGGCAACAGAACGGGGAUGAAGGUGCAGAGGAGUUGUUGAUCAGUCACCAUGUGCUCUGUAACGACACCCAGGAGACCCUGAGGUUUGGCCAGGUGGACACCGAUGAGAACGUCCUGCUGCCCUCCUUACACAGCCACCAGUACAGCUGGAGGAGCCACAAGUCACCACAGCUCCUUCACAUCUGCAUAGAGGGCUGGGGUAACUGGCGUUGGUCUGAGGCCUUCAGUGUGGACAACGUGGGGACUCUGUUGAGGACUAUUCAAUAUAAAGGACGGACUGCCUCGCUCAUCAUCAAGGUGUUGCAGCUCAACGGUGUCCAGAAACAGGUAAUCAUCUGUGGUCGCCAGGUGAUGUGUAGUUACCUGUCUCAGGACAUUGAUCUGCGGGUGGUGCAGCACUAUGUGAAUCCAGAAGGCCAGACGGUGGUUAAGGAACAUGUUGACUGUCUGGAGGCUGGGAGGAAGCUGCCCUCCUACGUGCUGGAGGACUCAGAGUUGACAGAGCUGUGUGUCAGAGCCAGAGGAGAUGAAGACUGGUCUCGGGAUGUCAGACUGGAGAGGAAGGAGAAGGAGAGGGGGGUGUCCUUGCAGGUGCCUUGUUCCAGCGGCUCGUUGCUCUACGUGUGGUGCACCCUGAUCACCAUGGAAACGGACUCCCACAUGCAGCAGAGAGUGGUUGUAUUUAGUCCUCUGUUCAUGAUGCGUAGCCAUCUUCCAGACCCUGUCAUCAUCCACACAGAGAAGAGAAGUCUGGGGCUGAGAGAGAGUCAGCUGAUCCAGGGACAGGGUCACCAGGAACAACUACUGAACACAGAGAAUGACCUGACACACCACCUCACCUUCCAGGCCAGUGAGGACGAGGAUGCGUCUCACUGUGCGGUGCCCAUCUCCACCAGUGUGAUCAAACAGAUAGUGAACAGGAAUCAGGCUGGGUUGGAGGACAGCCAGGACCACAUACUGGCAGACUUCUACAGCCUGAAGAACAACAGCCAGCCUCCUUGGCCCUACGUCAGCAAGGACACAGACAGGCCUGGAUCAGAAGUCCUAGCUCAGUGGGACAGCCCCAUGCAGGUGAAGUUGUCAGCCUGGAGGUCUGGUCUCAACACUCUUCUAGUAGAGCUCAUUCCCUGGGCCCUGUUGACCAACCACUCUACAUGGGACCUCUGGCUGUUUGAAGGAGAGACCAUCGUCCUGCAGAUACCCACUGGAAAGACCCUCGUUCCUCCUAACUUCAAGGAGGCGUUUCAGCUGGGUAUCUACUGGUCCGACACUAACACGGUCCAUAAGUCUACAGCCCUGAAGCUGGUCCAUGACAUGACGUCUCCGCGUUGGAAGGAGGGUGUCAGUCCUGAGGUCCUCACCCUGGACGAGGAGGGCUAUGUGGAGGCAGAGAUCCCCCUGGGGAGGAACCCUGGGAGACAGAAGGUUUGUCAGUUCUGCGUGUCGUCUGUGGUGAGACACGGCAUCCAGAUUAUCCAGAUAGAAGACAGGACCAUCCUGUUAACAACACCCCCUACUUCCUGUCAUAUAGAGCCAUACUGUCUGACCAGGCCCUGGGGACCACAGACCAGAGCCCUACUGUCUGACCAGGCCCUGGGGACCACAGACCAGGCCUGUUCUCUCCCAGAUACAGCGGUGUUCAGCCUUGCUCCAGCAGGAGAGAACACACCUUCCACACCUGUCUCUGUGGCCUGCUGGGACCUGCUGAGAAAGGAGGGGGGGAUCCCUCAGUUCCCUCUACCAAGCAGACACAUGAUGUUCAGCUGCCUGCCCACCACAGACCCUGGACCUGUAGCUGGGUCUGAGUCCUGGAGCCUCCCGGCCCCCAUCAGGCCUGACUUCCCCAGGCAGAGUGUGGCCGUCCCUGGGGAGAUCUGCAGUAGCAGUGGUCUGAGCACCAGGGCCCUACCCUGCGGGCCUGCCUCCAAUCAGGGCCCUACCCUGCGGGCCUGCCUCCAAUCAGGGCCCUACCCUGCAGGCCUGCCUCCAAUCAGGGCCCUACCCUGCAGGCCUGCCUCCAAUCAGGGCCCUACCCUGCAGGCCUGCCUCCAAUCAGGGCCCUACCCUGCAGGCCUGCCUCUGGGCUCAAGCGUUGGUGAUGACGUACCAGGAACACCUGGGCGUCACCUACGUGACGCUGAACGAGGACCCCUGUCCUCACAUGGUCAUCCACAACCAGACCCCUCUCUCUAUGCUGCUCAGGGAGAAUGUCAAGGAACCCCCAGGACAGAGGUGUACUGCCGCCCCCUCCCUGCCAACUCCUCCCUCCACCAUGGCCUCUACCACCACUUCUCCAGCUUCCCUGCCUGCAGACAGAGAGAGCCUCUACCCACCGUGCUGCUGAAGACCAGUCCUGACCCCAACAGUCUGGCGCCCAGCGACCUGCAGGCGUCUCCGGAGUGGAGCGACCCCGUGGACAUCAACUGCCCCGGCACACAGGUGGUUUUCCUACCAGGGUUUGGCUGUCUCUACAUAGAUGUCGUCCAUCAGGGUGGCACAGUCAUCCUCACCCUGGCACCAGAGGGCAGUGUGGACUCUGUCAUGAGCCUGCACAACAGGACGUCCAAUCGGAAGCUGGCAUUCAGGGUGUUGCUGAGCGAGGCCAGUGUGUCGCUGAGUGAUGACAUCACCAGUCGUCACGUGGAGCUCUUGAGGCUGACUCUGUCCAAACUGCUACUGAACCUGUGUCCUGCCCGUCUGGGUGACUCUGGCAUGGGGCUGGUCACCGCCGGGAUGGGAGAGGCCUGUCUGGUCGAAGUCCACUGUGCCAGCCUGCAGGUGGAUAACCAGCUGUAUAACCGUGCCAGCUUCCACUUCCCAGUGUUGUUGUGCCAGGAGCAGUGUGUGGAGCUCCCCCUCUGGACCAGCGAUGCCAACCCCACCACCUCACUACAGGCCCUGGAGGAGUUUAAGGCAUCAUGCUUCCUCCAGCUGGGACUCACCUUGGACAGGGAGGGCUACAGUGUGGACCAGCUGACCUUACACAUCAAACCAGCCCGUCUCUACCUAGAGGACACCUUCGUCUACUACAUCAAGACUCUGUUUCACACCUACAUCCCAGACUCAGCCCUGGCCCCUUCCCCGGGCCCUUACCCCUCGGAGCGCUACGGGGGUCCCCUGCUCCCGGAGACCGUCGUUCGGUCCAUCCCAGCCCUGGUGCACCCUCUGAGGCUGCAGCGCCUGGUCAUUCAGCCGGUCGACCUGUUGGUCAGCAUCCACGCCUCUCUGAAGCUCUACAUCGCCUCGGAUCACACACCGUUGUCAUUCUCCCUGUUCGACAGAGGACCGCUCUGUACUACAGCCAGACAGCUGAUCCACGCACUCACCAUGCACUAUGCUGCCGCGCUGUUCAGAGCUGGCUGGGUGGUGGGGUCUCUGGAUCUCCUUGGUAGUCCUGCCAGUCUGGUACGGUCCAUUGGUAACGGAGUAUCAGACUUCUUCCGUCUGCCAUACGAGGGUUUGACCCGGGGCCCCGGGGCCUUCGUCAGCGGAGUGUCACGAGGAACCACCUCAUUCGUCAAACACAUCUCUAAAGGCACGCUGACGUCCAUCACCAACCUGGCGACCAGCCUGGCCAGGAACAUGGACCGGCUGUCCCUGGACGAGGAGCACUAUACCAGGCAGGAGGAGUGGAGGAGGCAGCUACCUGAGAGCCUGGGGGACGGACUCAGACAGGGCCUGUCUAGACUGGGCAUCAGCCUACUGGGAGCGAUAGCUGGCAUCGUGGACCAGCCCAUGCAGAACUUCCAGCGGGGUUCAGAGAUGCAGAGUUCAGCAGGCAGCAAGGCCAAAGGGGUCAUCUCUGGAGUGGGGAAAGGCAUCGUGGGGGUCUUUACCAAACCUAUAGGGGGCGCUGCAGAGCUGGUCUCGCAGACGGGAUAUGGUAUCCUUCAUGGAGCUGGUCUCUGGCAGCUCCCCAAACAGCUGUACCUCCCAGCAGACCAGAAGUCAGCCCUCGCGCCCAACAGCCACGUCAAAUACGUCUGGAAGAUGCUCCAGUCCCUGGGUCGUCCAGAGGUUCACAUGUCCCUGGAGGUGGUGAUCGUGUCCGGGUCGGGUCAGGAGCAUGCUGGGUGUCUGCUGCUGACAGGGGAGGUGGUGUUUGUGGUCAGUCUGUCUGAAGACACACAGCAGCAGGCCUUCCCCAUCACCGAGGUGGCCUGUCAACAAGACCCCCACCACCUGGGAGCGCUGACCCUCACGCUGCAGCAGCAGAGACUCACCAACGAUGUAGAGGGUGACAGUGGGAGGGAGUGGUUGUCAGAGCAGCAGUAUGGUCGCCUGGUGGACUAUGUGACUCGUGCGUCUGCGUUCCUCUCCCCCGUCGGCCUCGUCUGGUCUCCAGCAGGCUCCUCCCAUCACCCCUUUACAGAGCCGAGCCUCCGCCCGCCACCUGUCACCAAGACCUACCGUUACCUGGUCAGCCCCCUUUACCCACGCUGCCGUGUUCGUCCCAAGUUCACCAUGGUCAAGAACAAGGCGCUGCGGACAUCGGCUUCCACUGACACACACCUUUACAGAGACACACCUGGACAGAGACACACCUGGACACACACACACACCUUUACAGAGACCCUGACACACACUCGUACAGACACACACACACCUGUUGAACUCUCUCUUUAGGUUGAACAUCCACAAACUGCCUUUAAUGUCCUCUGUGCAAUAAGAAGCAGUUCCCCCUCUCAUAGAACAAGGGAAGACGGUUUAAACUGAUUUACUCUUUAACAUUUCAACAAAACACCUGUGGCAAUGAACACUAAUGUCGAGGAGACUGGAGGGGCUACAGUACGUUCCAAAUGCCACACUAAUCCCUAUAUAGUGCACUACUAUAGACCAGGACCCACCCUAAUCCCUAUAUAGUGCACUACUAUAGACCAGGACUCACCCUAUUUCCUAUAUAGUGCACUACUAUAGAC
Molecule: messenger RNA, 10448 nt
Organism: Oncorhynchus tshawytscha (Chinook salmon)
Lineage: Eukaryota; Metazoa; Chordata; Actinopteri; Salmoniformes; Salmonidae
Product: vacuolar protein sorting-associated protein 13B
Source: RefSeq, a predicted model, not a curated record